AUGGUUGAUAUCAUCGGUGUGACUAAGGGUCACGGUAACACUAGUGUCACCACUCGAUGGGGUGUCACUCGUCUUGCCCGUAAGACCCAUCGUGGUCUCCGCAAGGUCGCCUGUAUUGGUGCCUGGCAUCCGGCCCGAGUCCAGUUCCAGGUCCCUAGAGCUGGUCAGAUGGGUUAUCAUCAUCGUGUUGAGAUCAACAAGAAGAUCUAUCGCAUCGGCAAGGCCCUUCGUGAGGAUCCUAACAACGCUGCUGGCUCCAACGAUCUCACCCAGAAGGCUAUCACUCCCAUGGGUGGCUUCCCCCACUACGGUGAGGUCAAUGAGGACUGGGUUAUGCUCAAGGGUACUGUUACUGGUCCUAAGAAGCGUGUCAUCACUCUUCGUAAGAGCCUUCUACCCCAGACUAGCCGUAACGCUUUGGAGAAGAUCGAUCUCAAGUUCAUCGAUACCUCCUCUAAGUAUGGUCAUGGUAGAUUCCAGACUGCUGAUGAGAAGAGGAAGUACUAUGGUCGCGAGGCUGAGACUACCCAGGCCUAA
This is a messenger RNA of Perkinsus marinus ATCC 50983, 537 nucleotides long. RefSeq names its product ribosomal protein L3, putative. Lineage: Eukaryota; Perkinsozoa; Perkinsida; Perkinsidae. The coding region runs from base 1 to 537 and encodes 178 amino acids. Gene Ontology annotation, biological process: translation; ribosomal large subunit assembly. The transcript has a single exon. The record is from RefSeq and is a predicted model, not a curated record. Gene Ontology annotation, molecular function: structural constituent of ribosome; RNA binding. Gene Ontology annotation, cellular component: ribosome; cytosolic large ribosomal subunit.